AUGAAGUCCUAUUUUUCCAGAACCACCACCAGGUUUUCUAGGACUUGCUGGAAACCUGGUUUCCCAGGAGUCGUCGAAUCACCAGGUCCACCAGGACUCAAAGGAAUCGGCGGAGAGGAUGGUGCACCAAGAGAGAUUGGAUCAGUUGGACCACCAGGAUAUAGAGGAGGACCAAGACUCCAGAAGAUAAUGGACCAAUUCCGGAAGGAGAUCUUAAGGAGGGACCAAAAGGAGACGGAGGACCACCAGGACCAAUUGGAGCACCAGGAAAAAGAGGAAAAAACGGAUUGGCAGUAUCACAAGGGGAACGUUGGGAGGGAGUGUCUGGAGAAUCUGGAGAACCAGGAUAUCCAGGACCAGAAGGAUCCAUGGGAGGACAAGGACCUCCACAAAUGCCGAAAUCGGGACACAAGUACCAGGGGUACCAGAAGGUCCUUGUUCUCCAGAUGGUCCGAUAGGUCCGGGCAUUCCUCCUGGUCCUGGUGCUCCUGGCGGUCCUGGCCAUCCUUUCUCUCCAGGUGUUCCAGCAUAUCCAUCCUCUCCCUGGCAUACCAGCCGAUCGUGGUGGUCCCCAUGGUCCUGGUGGUCCACCGUCUCCUGUUCUUCCUUUGUCUCCAAUUGGUCCAGACUCUCCUGGUGAUCCGAUUGGCCCUGGAAGUCCUGGCUCUCCUGGCUUUCCUGGCAUUCCAUCUGAUCCCGGUCUUCCUCCGAUUCCUGGCUCUCCAGAAUCUCCUGGGAAUCCUGGAUGUCCUGGUACUCCUCGUGGUCCUUGUGGACAUGGAAGGCAUGGUGGUGGUUCGAAAACACGUUCUGGAAUGCAUGAGGCGUUUGGUGUGGUUCCUGGUCGACCUGGUGCUCCGUCUGGUCCUGGGGCUCCUGGAAGAGCUGGAAGUCCUGGGUCUCCGGAUGGUCCACGUUCUCCAGGAAUGCAACAAGCUGGACAUUCUUGGAAUUGAGGUGUGUCAGCAGUUGUUAUUGUUAUUGACAACCACCUCUUCCGAAGCGGGGGGUUUCCGAGAUAAUGAAACUCCGAUUGAUGUUAUCAAGGUCACCUGUCCUCUCCGUUCAUUUCUAUAUGUAAUAGAGGUUGUCGAAGAGACUGUCACCUCGACUCCAGAAGAGAAGAAAAAAGCAAAGAAGUCUGUGAAGGAAGUAAAGAGGAGAAAGACCAAGAAAGACGAGAACCAAAACGACAUUCCUGAUACCCGUCCGAAAUUCCUUUGCAUUCCUUUGGGCCGCCCAAGUUUAUUGAGAAAGGGCCGAAAGGCUUCUUACACUUUUUCCACCGAAGACUUAAGAACUCAAGAACCAGAAGCUGCUAAAAAGAGCAGCAUUUUCACCUAUCUCUUUGAUAGCAACGCACUCAGCAAAAAUGAAAAACAACGCUAUCGAACAUUCUCGCUGACAACGAACUAUUCGCGUCAGAUGAUGUACCGGUGUGUCACAGGUCUUCAAAUCGGAUUUAGUUUGUUCUCAUUCGUUAUCGUUUGUGUAGCCCUUCCUAUUAUGUACAAUCAUGUCCAGAACACAAUUACUUAUGUUGACAGAGAAAUGGCUUAUUGCGAAAGAUCUAACGAUGAAGCAGCUCUAGAACUUCAAUUCGGCAAAAUGAAACUAUCCGGAAAUCGUACGGCUCGUGGUGCUUAUGGAAGCGGAGCUUCCCAUGGAUUCAGACCAACUGCUUAUGGAGACGAAAUCACUGGAUCACCACUGGAAACCGAGUGCCCAGGAUGUUGCAUUCCGGGACCACCAGGACCACGUGGACCAUCAGGAACUCCAGGAAAACCAGGUCUCCCUGGACUUGCUGGAAAGCCAGGAAUGCCAGGAACCACUCCAAACCAGACCUGUCCACUCAACCAAGUUCGUGAACCACCACCAUGCCGUCCAUGUCCAAAGGGGCCACCAGGAAUCAAGGGAUGGCCAGGAUUCCCAGGAGACGUCGGACCACCAGGGCCACCGGGACUCAAGGGAAUCGACGGAGAAGAUGGUGCGCCAGGAGAGACGGGACCAGUUGGACCACCAGGAUACAGAGGAGGACCAGGAGCUCCAGGAGAUAAGGGACCAACUCCGGAAGGAGAUCUUAAGGAGGGACCACCAGGAGACGAAGGACCACCAGGACCAAUUGGAGCACCAGGAAUGCCAGGAUUGCCAGGAAGAAAUGGAUUGACUGGAUCACAAGGAGAACGUGGAUGGCCAGGAGUGUCUGGAGAAUCUGGAGAGCCAGGAUAUCCAGGACCAGAAGGGCCAAUGGGAGGACAAGGACCACCAGGAGAGCCAGGAGUUUGCGUCUGCCAGAACGUUGACAGUAUCCUUCUUAUCAAUCCAGGACCACAACCACGUAUUCGUGCCGACGACUACAACAAUGACGAGGGUUACGGUGGAAGUCGUGGAGGAGGAGAUCAUGCCGGAUACCAGGGUUACGGUAGAAAGUAA
Messenger RNA from Caenorhabditis briggsae, 2433 nucleotides. It is a transcript of the gene Cbr-dpy-10, whose product is annotated as Protein CBR-DPY-10. The coding region runs from base 1 to 2433 and encodes 810 amino acids. Gene Ontology annotation, molecular function: structural constituent of cuticle. NCBI's taxonomy places the organism in Eukaryota, Metazoa, Nematoda, Chromadorea, Rhabditida, Rhabditidae. The record is from RefSeq and is a predicted model, not a curated record. The transcript is spliced from 12 exons.